GUUUCAGGUAUCAAAAAUCUGAUUUAGUUAAACUAGAUAUCCUUUUGAAUGGCCAAGCUGUAGAUGCAAUGGCAACUAUUGUUCAUAACUUAAAGGCACAAAGAGUUGGCCGUGAAUUGGUGGACAAGUUAAAGAAGUUCAUUGACAGGCAAAUGUUCGAGAUCUCAAUACAAGCUGCAAUUGGUUCAAGGAUCAUUGCCCGUGAGACCAUUUCAGCUAUGAGAAAAAAUGUUUUAUCAAAAUGCUACGGUGGUGACGUUACGAGAAAGAGGAAGCUUCUAGAAAAACAGAAGGAAGGAAAGAAGCGCAUGAAGCGGGUGGGAUCUGUUGAUAUACCUCAAGAGGCAUUCCAUGAACUUUUGAAAGUUUCCAAGGAGUGAGAUGCGUGUUUUUUUAAGGUCUAUUCACUUGCAUGUACAUUUUAGUUGUAUAUGUAUCUUAACAUUAAGGUAUGUAAUCGUUUCAUGUAGUUAGUUGUUCAUUCUUUCUUUAACGUGAACUUAUUAAAUGUUAUUAUUUUAUAAAUAAACUGUAUUUAAUUUGAUGAUCAAUUUUUAAUAGGAUGGGUACAAUGAAGCUCAAUGCUAUUAAAUUAUAAUC
Messenger RNA from Dendrobium catenatum, 600 nucleotides. Its product is annotated as translation factor GUF1 homolog, mitochondrial. Gene Ontology annotation, biological process: positive regulation of translation. The transcript is spliced from 3 exons. The coding region runs from base 69 to 380 and encodes 103 amino acids. The record is from RefSeq and is a predicted model, not a curated record. Gene Ontology annotation, cellular component: mitochondrion. Gene Ontology annotation, molecular function: mitochondrial ribosome binding; GTP binding. Lineage: Eukaryota; Viridiplantae; Streptophyta; Magnoliopsida; Asparagales; Orchidaceae.